AUGUUGCAGCAGCAGUUGAAGCUGAUGGAGGCACUCAUCGUUAAGCUUUCCAACUCGUCCAUGGGUCAAUCAAGCGCGGCUGGUGGUUCGCAAUAUGCUGAUCACAUUACCGGCAGCAUCACUGAAUUCUUAAAUGACCUGCCUGCCACUAUCACCUUUGAUUCCUGGUACAAGCGAUACGAGGACUUUUUCUCUGUAGCACUGGCUGCCCAGAACGAUGCAUGGAAGGUUCGACUUCUAAUUCACAAAAUGGGCCCGGUCGAACACGAGCGUUAUGUCAACUCCAUCUUUCUCAAGGGUCCCCGAGAAGUCGCUUUCGAGGACGCGGUCCAGACAUUGUCGCAAAUAUUUGGUGAGCAAUCAUCCCUUUCCAACACUCGAUUUCAGUGCUUGCAACUGUGCAAACGAGAUUCAGAUGAUUUUGUCACCUAUGCGGGCAUUGUCAAUCGCGAGCGUGACCGUUUUCAACUCCGUUCUCUUACUGAAGACCAGUUUUAA
Molecule: messenger RNA, 498 nt
Organism: Spirometra erinaceieuropaei
Lineage: Eukaryota; Metazoa; Platyhelminthes; Cestoda; Diphyllobothriidea; Diphyllobothriidae
Source: the annotation of a GenBank genome assembly